CCUGCCCUCACCGGGCGCAGUCGUCCUGCGCCCCCAGUGUUCCUUCUGGCCGCCGGAGAGUUUUGACCUGAGCCGCAACACAGCGCAAAAGUCCAGUGAUCGGACCUGGAGUGCAUUGAGUGAAGAUGAUUCCUGUGCUGAUCUGUGCUUUGGUCUCUCUGAGUGUUGCGGAAACCAAUUUAGACAUUCUGUACCCUGAGCUGGAGCACUCCAGAACCAUCUAUGUUACAGAAAAUGGGCCCAAAUUCAAUGUGAUGGCUGAACAAGCCAAGGUUGUAACGAGGCGAGGGGGGAAUGUAACGUUACCAUGCCUGAUUCAGAGAGAGCAGCAACUGCCACCCAGUCGCAAGAUGAGGAUCAAGUGGACCAAACUGACUUCAGACUAUCUGAAAGAGGUGGACGUGUUUGUCGCCAUGGGUUACCACAAAAGGAGUUACGGGACUUUCCAAGGACGUGUCCAAUUGCAAGGCUCCUCCCCAGUGGAUGCCUCCCUGGUGAUGACAGAUGUCACUUUGGACGAUUAUGGGAGAUACAAAUGUGAAGUGAUUGAUGGUCUGGAGGAUGACACAGUGGUGGUGUCCCUCGAACUUGAAGGUGUUGUCUUCCCCUACUUCCCCCGGCUGGGCCGCUACAACCUGAAUUUUUAUGAUGCCGAGCGGGCAUGUCGAGAUCAGGAUGCCGUGGUGGCAUCCUUCGACCAGCUGUACGGGGCGUGGCGCGGCGGGAUGGACUGGUGCAACGCCGGCUGGCUGAGCGACGGCUCUGUGCAGUACCCCAUCACCACCCCCAGAGAACCCUGCGGAGGGAGGAACACGGUGCCGGGCAUUCGCAACUAUGGCCUGAGAGACAAGGACAAGAGCCACUACGAUGUGUUCUGUUUCACUUCCUUCCACAAAGGUAAAUUCUACUACCUGAUCCAGUCGUCUAAGCUCACCUACGACGAGGCUGUGAGGGCUUGUCAAAAAGAUGGUGCUCAGAUCGCCAAGGUUGGCCAAAUGUUCGCUGCCUGGAAGCUAAACAAGUACGACCGCUGUGACGCCGGCUGGUUGGCGGACGCCAGCGUCCGUUACCCCAUCUACCAUCCAAGGCGCCGCUGCAGUCCCACAGAGGCCGCUGUGAGGUUCAAUGGCUUCCCCGACAAGAAGCACAAGCUGUACGGAGUAUACUGCUACAAGGAGAACAACUAAUCCUGCGAAGGCCGUUCUGCAAACACCUAUACACAGUUCACAAGCAUGUACAAACAUAAACGUCAAAGAACACUCUUAAACUGCAUAGAAAAGAGAAUUGUAAUAACAGGUGAUGCUUUCACUCAUGGGAGAUUUAAGAUGUUGCAUCAUCAUUCAGGACCUUAAAAUAUAUUUCACACAUAUAUUAGAUAUUAUUUAAUCAAUGCCAAUAAUCGGUUGGGUGGGGCUGAUGUGUGUGGGUGAGAUUUGGAAAUAUAAAAGCUAAUGCAAAAA
Messenger RNA from Gambusia affinis (western mosquitofish), 1460 nucleotides. RefSeq names its product hyaluronan and proteoglycan link protein 1-like. Lineage: Eukaryota; Metazoa; Chordata; Actinopteri; Cyprinodontiformes; Poeciliidae. Gene Ontology annotation, molecular function: hyaluronic acid binding. Gene Ontology annotation, biological process: cell adhesion. The record is from RefSeq and is a predicted model, not a curated record. The transcript has 6 exons. Bases 126 to 1187 code for a protein of 353 amino acids.